CAAGACAAGCGACCGGAGGAGACACUCCGAGUUCGAGAGGCGGCUACCACCACGGCCUGCUUCUAAAGUUCCCGGAGGAAGAGGCAAGGGGGAACCGGCCGAGGCGAGCUCAGGGGAUUUUUUUUUUUUUUUUUUUUUUUUUUGAAUUUUUAAAAAUGUUUUAACAUUUUGUUUCCAAAUACGCUGGGAGGACUGUUACUCGAAUAAGGUGCCAAACGGGAAUCGCGGAGCGCUGCGUGAGAAUCUACAGAAAAUGGCGGAGCCAGACAAAUUAAACAUCGACUCGAUCAUUCAGCGUCUUUUGGAAGUCAAGGGCUCCCGGCCCGGUAAGAACGUGCAGCUGACCGAGAGCGAGAUCCGCGGCCUGUGCCUGAAAUCUCGUGAGAUCUUCCUGAGCCAGCCCAUCCUUCUCGAGCUGGAGGCCCCCCUCAAAAUCUGUGGCGAUGUCCACGGCCAGUACUAUGACCUCCUGCGGCUGUUUGAGUACGGCGGCUUCCCCCCGGAGAGCAACUACCUGUUCCUGGGUGACUACGUGGACCGAGGCAAGCAGUCCCUGGAGACCAUCUGUCUGCUGCUGGUCUACAAGAUCAAGUACCCGGAAAACUUCUUCCUGCUGCGCGGCAACCACGAGUGCGCCUCUAUCAACCGAAUCUACGGCUUCUACGAUGAAUGCAAGCGAAGGUAUAACAUCAAACUGUGGAAGACCUUCACAGACUGCUUCAACUGUUUACCAGUAGCUGCUAUUGUAGACGAGAAGAUCUUCUGCUGUCACGGAGGCCUCUCACCCGACCUCCAGUCCAUGGAGCAGAUCCGCCGAGUCAUGCGGCCAACGGACGUGCCCGACCAGGGUCUGCUGUGCGACCUACUGUGGGCCGACCCCGACAAGGACGUGCUGGGCUGGGGCGAGAAUGACCGCGGCGUCUCCUUCACGUUCGGCGCCGACGUGGUGGCCAAGUUUCUACACAAGCACGACAUGGACCUCAUAUGCAGGGCGCAUCAGGUGGUAGAAGACGGUUACGAAUUCUUUGCCAAGAGGCAGCUGGUCACUCUCUUCUCCGCCCCAAACUACUGUGGAGAGUUUGACAAUGCCGGCGCCAUGAUGAGCGUAGACGAGACGCUGAUGUGCUCCUUCCAGAUCCUGAAGCCGGCAGAUAAGAAGUUGUAUCCUUACGGUGGGGGUGCUGGGAUGGGAUCAGGAAGGCCCGUCACCCCACCACGAAAUUCCGCCAAGGCCACUAAGGCUAAAAAAUAACACCUGCUACUGUCUUCUCUCCCUCCUCUUCUCCCUCCACCACAAGUCAACCCGAUGCUCUUUUAUUUUCUCUUUCCUACCUCCCAAAUGUCUUUUUUUUCCCUUUAGACAUUUCACUUGUGUUUUUCCGGUCUGUGACACAUGAAUUUUUGUUCUCUUUUUUUUUUUUCUUUUCGUUUUCUCGACAAAUAAGCUGUGUCCAUUUUUAAGGUAUAAUCACUGCAUUUUCGAAGCCGUCUUUCAAGAUGGUAGCUUUUGCUGGUUAGUGUGUGUGGGGGGCCUUACAUAGUGCACGCUGGCUGGGUGGAUGCACAGGCGGUAACCAUUCAAAAAGGAGAGAUUUAAGAUGUGAAAUACUUUUUAAUUUUGUAAAUAUUUAAGCAACGUCCUUUUUUAAAGAAUAAUACAAAAAAUAAGCAUGGAAGGACGUGUUUCCACCUCACCCCUUCAAAGAAGAGGAGGAUGCAUCACGGUGCCAAUACCAAAUACAACCUUGUGAACAUGGCACUUAUACUGAUGCUAAUUGAGGUGUGGUGGGUGGGAUUAUCUUGAAGGGUCUCUGCGGUUCCGAACACUGGUCCAGAACACGGCAAUGUAGUCUGUUAAAGACGUAAGAAAGCAGUCAGAAAUAGGACCGGUGAUGUUAAACUGCCACGGCGCUCGAUUGGCGUUUUAGGUCGCGUUCACACUUUAGGUUCGGUUACUCUGGUGCGAUUGGUCUGCGAGUGUGCGGUUCAUUGGGUCCAGUGUGAAUCAUGGUGCACGUAAAAGAACCAAGUCUGCUUCGGUUCAGUUCAGUGUGAACAUGACACUGCAUUAAAAUUACCAUGAGAGAAAUCACAAAUUUAUAACAGUAAAGAUCUACAUAUGCAUCCGUUCAUGGGUGUCUUUGUUUUUUGUUUUGUUUUUGUUUUUUUAAAUGCAUUUUAGUAUUGUUUAGUAAAGCUUCAGCUUGGAAAAAUUAGCAAAAAUCUAAAAAUCAUGAAUGCAUGCAAGGGAACAGAGGAUUUUUGUUAUCAAACCGUAACGUCUUGUCACAGACAAAAAAAAUCUCAAAACUAGGUCUAGUCAAGUUGAGACUAUAAAUUUUAGAUUGAUAAAAAUGCCAGUGUGAAUGUUCACAAUGAAGUACUAUCCAAGUAGCCUUUGGAAUCCCUCCUGCCAGCCUGUCCCUGAUCAUUGCGAGAGGAAAAAAGCGUCUGUCUCCCUUAUCCCUGACAGAAUAAGGAAGCCCCGUUUAUCAGCGUGUGAGGUUUUUAUAACCUUGUUUUUUUCAGAAACACCCUUUUUCUAAAAAUAAUCCUUUGUUUACGCUGUCCUGAUACGACCUGAGUGUGAAAGUACUUUUCACUUUCACUUCUCAGCGUGUCCUGAUUUUGACCUGUGUGGGAAGCACCUGUUUCCCCCUCAGAGUGGCGGUAUCUUUCACUUUCAGCGUUAUCCUGACUUGACCUCUUAUUUGCUCACCCAAAUAGGCUUCUUAGUAAAUACAUUCAACUACAAACACAUUUCAUAUGUUUUGAACUCAACCAAUACAUUUCAUCACACCAUGUUAAUUUCUAAGCAAUCUGCAAUACAUGUGUAUAUGUUAAAUGUCAAAAUAAUUGUAUAUACGUUCAUGUGAAUACAAUUCUCUCAUGCAUUCAACAGGUACGCCCUUUCCUUCUUAGUACAUCUUGUGCUGCGAUGCCUGAGAGAGACACUCUUACACAGGUACGCCCUUUCCUUCGUAGUACAUCUUGUGCUGCGAUGCCGGAGAGAGAGACUCUUACACAGGUUACAGUUCUUGCAUAACAGCUGUUCCAAAGCAUUGUAUAAUAAUAAUAAUACAAAAGUAAGAAUAAUGUAUAACAGCCUUACUAGGCUUGGUGUACUAUUUAUCAAUGAUUUUCAAAAGAACAUCUGAGUUAUAACAUCAAAGAGAACAUCAAAAUUACCUCAAGUAUAUAAAAUCAAACAAAUGGUUAUAGGUGGUUGACUUCAGUAUGUGUUUGUUUACUAUGAUAGGGGGUUUAAUAGUAUUAAGAUUUUAAGAAGACUUAUGCUUGACCGUGCGACUCAUACUUUAUGAUCUAAAUUUGGUUUGGCGACCUCUGGUGGUUGAACCAGGAAUUGAAACUGGGGCUAAGCUCAAUCAUGAACCCAGCUACAUAAGCCAAUUACAACCUUUUGUUCCAUCGCUUUAUGUGGCUUGGCCGCCCACUUGACAAGGUAUUGGUAGCUUAUGUAAGCCUUGGCGAGCAAGUGAAUUCUGGCACGGUUGAGCUUCAGUGUGAGAGCUGCACUAACUUGCGUUAAGACAACAGCAAAAACCCACAAAUAUAUAGCCGCAAGUGUCAGAAGGUAUGCUCUAGAGGCUUCUCCCAGUUUGUCAAAACAACAAAUUAGAUUAAAAUUAGAUCAAAGUAGUAGAUCAAAUGUAUAUAAUUUUCCAUCCAUCCGUUUUCGUCAAACUAAAUGUGGCCCAAUCAGGUCGUGACUUAUUUUUCUUUCCUUUUAUGAUAAAAGUUGGGAGUGUGAACGCUCAGCAACUGUAAGUGCAUAGUCCGCUUGGAAGGGAAGUCUGGCACAGUUCGGUUCACUUGAGCUUUCCUGCGCCGUGUAAACGCCAUUUUCGUAACACAAAACGUGAACUACAAGUUUGAACACUGCAUCAGUCGGCUUGUAAGUGAACUCUGGCACAGUUCAGUUCGCUUGAGCGUAAACACUGGCCGGAGUUAAAAAGAGGAAUUGGGAAUCUUAAACAGUAUGACGAUGUAAAGUGUGAACAGUAAUCGAAGUGGAACAGAGUACCAAACUACAUUUGUGAACAUGUCUGCUUGAAAGUAAACGCUGUCACAGUUUGGUUCACUUGAAAUGGGGUGUGGAUGUGUUUUCGUCUCAUAAAACUUUGUCCAAUAACGACUCGACUCUACUUUAUUUAUAGAGCACUUUAUAACAAUCAUAGCUGCACACAGUGCUGUACAUUAUCUAAAAAUAAAAAGUAAAAACAAUUAAAGAGAGGUCAAAUUAAAACAAUAGAUUAAUAGUGACAUUAAAAACAAAACUAAAACAAUGCAGAUUCUUAUGCUGAGUUGAAAGCCAAAGAAUAAAAAUGGGUUUUAAGACCAGUUUUAAAAAUGGACAGUGAAGUGGCUUGCCUAAUAUUUAGGGGGAGGUUGGUUAUUCCACAGAGAUGGACUGGCAACCGAAUAAGUUGUCGCCCAUCUGAGCCUCCGUUUAGUCCUCGGCACCUCCAGGAGCGUCUGGUCUGCUGACCUGAGGCAGCGUACAGGAGUGUCAGGGAUUAAAGAGUUACAAAAAAAAAAAAAGGACUCUGAAAUGAAGAGGAAGCCAGUGACGGGAGGCCAGAAUUGGGGUGAUGUGCUCCCUCUUAGGUGCUCCAGUUAGGAGGCGAGCAGCAGCGUUUUGAGCCAACUGGACACGUUUGAGGGAGGACUGACUGACUCCAAAAUAAAGGGAAUUACAGUAAUGCAGCCGAGCUGUAACAAAGGCAUGGAUUACUGUUUCAAAAUCCUGUUGUGAAAGAAAAGGCUUUACUUUAGACAGGAGGCUAAGAUGAAAAAAGAUGGUCACGACAACCGCAUCAAUUUGCCGAUCCAGUAUAAAACCCAACUUCGAGACUGUUAGCUUUUGGUAGUGUCAACGGGCGCAAGUCACCGGGGGGGAUUUACAAGGACCACUGGGACCAAACAGCAUAACUUGUUUUCUUAUUCUUAAAAUGCAAAAAGUUCAAUACUAUCCAGGCUUUAAUAUCCUCAAGACAUAACAAAAGAGGCUUUAAGGAGAAGGCGUCCUUUUUCUUUAGCGGGACAUAGAUCAAGAUAGAUCAAUAAGGUCGCGACUUGACGUUUACAACUAGAUAUUUUACUUAACAGCUUUUCGUAUGAUGUUAAUGCCAAGCGUAAACGCUAAGCCACCCAGACCAGAGUACUGAACUACAAGGGUGAACACAGCAUUAUUCGAGUUGGAGAUUAACUCUGGCGCUGUUCAGUUCAAUUGAGUGUGAACACGGACUCGUGUUAAAAUGAGAUACUAAACAGCACGUGUGGCGAAAUUUGUUUUGUCCAUUUGUUUAAAGUGUGAAAAAGACCAACUGGAAUAGCUUGAAAAAGGACAUUGGGGCAUUUCCAGCCCAAAUUAUCUUGCAAACUCAAUAAAAGGACAUCAAAGGUUAUUUAAAAAAAAAAAAAUAAAUGUACACAAAAUGUGGUCCAAUCAGGUUGUGACUCAUUUUUCUCUUUCAUGAUGCAAAUGUUUUUGGUCCAGACCAGAGUACUGAACCACAAGUGUGAACACGGCCCAAAAUGGGGGAUACGCCGGGGUGAGCAGUUACCAUGACAACUAGCCAAAAGAGACGAAGGUACGGCGGCUGCGAUUUGAUUCACAUGUAUUUUGCUUCUGCUUUUUUGGGGGAGCGAGAGAUAACAAGAGCCAUAGACAUUGUUAUCGUUCAUCAUGUGUUACAUAAGCAUGCAUGGAGUCGGUAGUAGUAAUAACAAUAUUAAGGCAAACAGGGUGUCGCUCCACAUGGAAACAUAUCCUGCAGUCUUUCAGGGUUUCUUACACUUUCUUCGGCCGUCUCCUUUUCUCCGUUCUCGGUUGCCACGUUUUUCCACAUCCUCUAUUUAGUUUUGUAAUGACGACACGUCAGCGCCCAUCCACUGAGAUCAACUCAGGAAGUGAUCAGGAAAACACAAAUCAUACGUAUGCAGAUACAUGACCACCAAAAACCUUCGACGAUAAAAUUUGGUUGCCGGGUAGGGUCGAGAGGGCAAUGCAUGGAAUUGCAGUCCAAGAAGAAAUUAAUUAAGGAUUUAAUAAAAAAAAAAAAAAAAAAAAAAAAGGUCCAAGACAGCCACACGAGGCCACUUCCAUAGUUCUAACACAGCUGUACAGACAUCUGCUUUGUGUGUGUUUUUUUUUUUAACCAUUGUUAUUCUUUUUUUGUUCAUGUUUUUACUGACAACUGUACAGUAUCUCUCUUUGUAGGAUUUUUUUUUUUUUUUUUUUUUUUUUUUUUUUUUUUUUUUUUUGAAAGGAACGGAUCAGGGAUGUUUUGCACCAUGUCCUUUCACUGGAUGUGUUAGCACAGCAGCAGAUCAGAUGAUCCCCAUGUUUAAAAAAUAAAAGAGAAACAAGUGAAACUAAUAACAAUGAUAUUGUAUUUGAUUGUUAAUUUCACCAGUAGAUCUCAAUCCAUUGCAAUUUGUCUCUGUUAAAAGCAUAGAAAUUAAAAAAAUAUACAUAGAAUUUGUA
This is a messenger RNA of Phyllopteryx taeniolatus (common seadragon), 6511 nucleotides long. RefSeq names its product protein phosphatase 1, catalytic subunit, alpha isozyme a (gene ppp1caa). The record is from RefSeq and is a predicted model, not a curated record. Gene Ontology annotation, molecular function: protein serine/threonine phosphatase activity. Bases 254 to 1252 code for a protein of 332 amino acids. NCBI's taxonomy places the organism in Eukaryota, Metazoa, Chordata, Actinopteri, Syngnathiformes, Syngnathidae. Gene Ontology annotation, cellular component: cytoplasm; nucleus. The transcript has 9 exons.